AUGCCCAUCGCCGAGCUGCCUCGGCCGGGCGUCUACGAGGUCAAGGCCCUGGUGCCGAACGGCGGGGAGGGCCUGGUCUUGGAGGUCGGGACAACGGUUCGCAUCCUGGAGAGCCCGCUCCCCGUGGCCGCGCUGAGCGCCGCCCCGGGCGCCUCGGUCGGGUGCCCCGUCGUGCUGAACGCCUCGGGCUCCCUCGACCCCAUCGAGGACGAGAUCCGGUGGGCCGAGCCUAACCUGACGUAUAAAUGGGCCUGCGAGCACGUGGGCGGCGGGGCCGAUCUUCUCGCGCAGCAGGAGUGCGACAAGCUGGGCAGGGUGGCGGGCAACCCGGCCGUCGUGGCCAUCGACUUCCAGAUGUCGGGCAGCUGGCUGUUCACGCUCACCGUCACGCGGGAGUUCGACAAGAAGUUCAGCGUCCUCACGCACCUCGUCGCCGUGGUGGACGGGGUCGCGGCCACCAUGGCGCAGCCACCCGCAGAGGUUUCGGCCCAGCUGGACCUCACCAUUGAGCCCUACGUCGAGGAGAACCCGGCGUGCAAUGCCCCCGCGGUGUACCGGAGCUUGUGGAUGCUCCAGGAGGCCGACGGCGACAUUAGUGCCUGGUUCCUGACAGGCCCGACGACGAGCAAAGCGCUCCUCAUCGCUGCACCGUGGGCGGAGGCGCCUCCCGGCGUCUACCGGCUGCGCCUGGUGCUGACGCGCAACGAGUCGAGCGGGAACGCGUGGCAGUACCCGGCCGACUGGGACCCGGAGGACACCGCUGGGCCGUGGAUCUUCGACUCGGGCACUUUUCUGAUCGACGAGCCUCCGACGAACGGCAGCAGCGGGAUCCACCCGCUCUCGGGUAACAUGACCACGACGAAGUUCACGAUCACGUCUUCCUAUUGGGUCGACGACGAUCUGCCGCUGGCGUACAGGUUUUCCUGGCACGCUGGCUCCAGCGAUGCCGCCAGCCCAGUGUGGAGGGACCUGAGCUCGGGCCAGUGGAGCUCCUCGCCCGUCUUCGGCGACAUGGUCUUCGCCUCCGUCGGCCCCGUGACGGUGAGGUCGGCUGCCAAGGACUCGACACGCUGGGGUCUGUCUCGGUUGCCUUCGAUGCCGAGGCCGAGGUCGUCUACCCGCCAGUCCCUGCAGAGGAUGACGUGCUUCUGGAGGUCCUGA
Prorocentrum cordatum is the source of this 1161-nucleotide messenger RNA. The record is from the annotation of a GenBank genome assembly. NCBI's taxonomy places the organism in Eukaryota, Dinophyceae, Prorocentrales, Prorocentraceae.